Molecule: messenger RNA, 2523 nt
Organism: Fulmarus glacialis (Northern fulmar)
Lineage: Eukaryota; Metazoa; Chordata; Aves; Procellariiformes; Procellariidae
Gene: EFR3B
Product: EFR3 homolog B (S. cerevisiae)
Exons: 23
Biological process (GO): protein localization to plasma membrane
Cellular component (GO): plasma membrane
Source: RefSeq, a predicted model, not a curated record
GCUCUCGGCCCCGCGCUGCGGCUCUGUGCCGCCGGCCCUGCCUGCUCCUGGGAGAUGCUGCCUGUGGCCGGAGCAGGUGUGUGCGGCUGCUGCGGCGCCCUGCGUCCCCGCUACAAAAGACUUGUCGACAACAUCUUCCCUGAAGACCCAGAGGAUGGGCUGGUGAAGACCAACAUGGAGAAGCUGACAUUUUAUGCCCUGUCUGCCCCGGAGAAGCUGGAUCGCAUCGGCGCCUACCUCUCUGAGCGGCUCAUCCGAGACGUGAGCCGGCACCGAUAUGGGUACGUGUGCAUUGCCAUGGAGGCCCUGGACCAGCUCCUCAUGGCCUGCCACUGCCAGAGCAUCAACCUUUUCGUGGAGAGCUUCCUGAAGAUGGUGGCAAAGCUGCUGGAGUCGGAGAAGCCCAACCUGCAGAUCCUGGGGACCAACUCGUUCGUGAAGUUUGCCAACAUCGAAGAGGACACCCCAUCUUAUCACCGCAGCUACGACUUCUUUGUCUCACGCUUCAGUGAGAUGUGCCACUCCAGCCACGAUGACCUGGACAUCCGGACGAAGAUCCGGAUGUCUGGCAUUAAAGGCCUGCAAGGGGUGGUGAGGAAGACAGUGAAUGACGAGCUCCAAGCCAACAUCUGGGACCCGCAGCACAUGGACAAAAUCGUGCCCUCGCUGCUCUUCAACUUACAGCACGUGGAGGAGGCCGAAAGCCGCUCCCCCUCCCCGCUGCAAGCCACCGAGAAGGAGAAGGAGAGUCCUACGGAGCUGGCGGAGAGGUGUCUGCGGGAGCUGCUGGGCCGAGCGGCAUACGGCAACAUCAAGAACGCUAUCAAACCCGUCCUUAUCCACCUGGAUAACCACUCGCUCUGGGAGCCGAAGAUCUUUGCCACCUGCUGCUUCAGGAUCAUCAUGUACUCGAUCCAGCCGCAGCACUCCCAUCUCGUGAUCCAGCAGCUCCUGGGGCACCUGGAUGCCAAUAGCAAGAGCGCGGCCACCGUGCGCGCGGGCAUCGUGGAGGUCCUCUCGGAGGCAGCGGUGAUCGCAGCCUCCGGAUCUGUUGGCCCCACGGUGCUGGAGGUGUUUAACACCCUGCUGAGGCAGCUGCGGCUCAGCAUUGACUACGCGCUGACGGGGAGCUACGACUGCGCCGCUGGCGUCAGCACCAAGAUCAUCAAGGAGCACGAGGAGAGGAUGUUCCAGGAGGCCGUCAUUAAAACCAUAGGGUCCUUUGCCAGCACGCUGCCCACCUACCAGCAGUCUGAGGUGAUGGUCUUCAUCAUGAACAAGGUGCCGCUUCCGUCCUCGCAGCAGUCCAUCGAGGCUGGCAAAGCUGGGGAGAACCGGAAUCGGCUGACACAGAUAAUGCUUCUGAAGUCCCUCCUCCAGGUCUCCGUGGGCUUCCAGUGCAGUAACAUGCUCACAGCACUUCCCAGCGCCUUCCUGGACAGGCUGCUCUCUGCAGCCCUCAUGGAGGAUGCUGAGAUCCGCCUCUUUGUCCUGGAGAUUCUCAUCAGCUUCAUCGAUCGCCAUGGGAAUCGGCAGAAGUUCUCCACCAUCAGCACCAUCAGCGACAUCUCGGUCCUGAAGCUGAAAGUGGACAAAUGCUCACGUCAAGAUACUGUCUUCAUGAAGAAGCAUGGCCAGCAGCUCUACCGGCACAUCUACUUGAUAUGCAAGGAGGAGAGCAAUGUGCAGGCUCACUAUGAGGCUCUCUACAGCAUGCUGAUGCUCAUCAGCAUCGAGCUGGCUAACGAGGAGGUCGUGGUGGACCUCAUCCGCCUGGUGCUGGCAGUGCAGGAGAUUGCCCAGAUCAACGAGGAUAACUUGACAGCGUACAACCGCUGCGCGCUCUUUGCCCUCGGUGCAGCUUACCUGAACCUGAUCAGCCAGCUCACCACUGUGCCCACCUUCUGCCAGCACAUCCAUGAGGUCAUCCAGAUGCGGCAGAAGGAAGCUCCCUAUCUGCUCCCUGAAGAUGUGUUUGUGGAGAGACCCAGGUUGAGCAAGAGCCUUGACCGCCUGGGCCCGGAGGUCUUCUUCUGGCAGAGCAAGAUCAGUGAAGUGCUGGGCGGCAGCGGCUACAACUCGGAUCGGCUCAGCACACCCUACAUCCCCCAGCUGACGGAUGAAGACCGCUUGUCCAAGAGGAAGAGCAUUGGCGAGACCAUUUCCCUGCAGGUCGAGGUGGAGUCGAGAAACAGUCCUGAGCGAGAGCAGAGAGCACCAGCAGAAGAGAUCACGUACGAGACGCUGAAGAAGGCGAUAGUAGACAGCGUCGCCGUGGAGGAGCAGGAGCGAGAGCGGAGGCGGCAAGUGGUGGAGAAAUUUCAGAAAGCCCCGUUUGAGGAGAUCGCAGCCCAUUGCGGUGCCCGGGCGACGCUGCUGCAGAGCAAGCUCAACCAGAUCUUCGAGAUCACCAUACGACCACCGCCAAGCCCCUCCGGCACCAUCACAGCCGCCUACGGGCAGCCCCAAAACCACUCCAUCCCGGUGUACGAGAUGAAGUUCCCGGACCUGUGCGUGUACUGA